UCAGAGCGCAGAAUGCUGGGUCAAGGCGGAAGUGUUUGGUGAAGACACAUUUCCCUCUAACAGCUCUGAAUCUGACCUAAAAACGGAUAAAUCAGAUAUUUAAAACCACUUGACCUGAAUCAAUCCGGUUCUAUAUGUUAUCUGGUGUCCUAGUUUGAUUCAAGAAGAAGUUGAGAGGUCAUAUUGUUAUAUUAUUUAGCUUUGUUAGCUUCGUUAGCUAACCGGCCACAUUUUUUAAACCGGCGGAACUUCCUGCUUUUUGAACAUCGAGAUGGAGUUACAAGUGGGAAUUGAACCGAUGACCCUGGGCUCCCCGACCUCUCCCAAGCCGACCCCUGGAGCUCAGUUCCUGCCCGGCUUCCUGAUGGGAGACCUUCCCGCUCCCACCACCCCCCAGCCGCGACCUUUCAACCUGGGCACCUCCAUGAUGGAGAGCCCAGGAACACCCCGAGGUGGAAUCGUCUCUGCUCCGCUGCCUUUUGUCCCGACGCCUAAAGACAAGAGUGGAGCCCCGCCUGUACGCAGUAUCCAUGACGACCUGGUUACUAUGACCACGCCCCUAAAAACACACGGACAGGUGACAACAAAUACAUAAUAACAAAUUAAACGC
This is a messenger RNA of Notothenia coriiceps (black rockcod), 610 nucleotides long. Its product is annotated as nucleoporin NUP53-like. The transcript is spliced from 3 exons. The record is from RefSeq and is a predicted model, not a curated record. NCBI's taxonomy places the organism in Eukaryota, Metazoa, Chordata, Actinopteri, Perciformes, Nototheniidae. Bases 272 to 595 code for a protein of 107 amino acids.